AUGUUUUCUCCCGUGACAGAGGCCGAGACGCGCCAGAAACUGCUGCGCAAUGUGAAAAAGGAGGUGAAACAAAUUAUGGAGGAGGCAGUAACGAGGAAGUUUGUGCACGCAGACAGCAGCCACAUUAUAUCCUUCUGUGCUGUGGUGGAGGCCUGUGUGCUUCAUGGCCUGAAACGGCGUAUUGCAGGCCUGCUGUGCAGUAAUAAGGUUGCUGCACUCUUUAUGAAGGUGGCAAAAAGCUUUACGCCUGCUGAGGAGCUCUGCCACAAGGUCCAGGAGCUGGAACAGCUUAUCGAAAACAGCAAGCAGAACAAUUCCUCGCUGAGCAAUGACCGCAGUCGGCAGUCCAAGUUGGCCAACCUUCCUCCGCAGGCACUGAAACACUUGUGGAUCCGAACUGCUCUGAUGGAGAAGCUGCUGGACAAGAUCGUCCUGUACCUGGUAGAAAACAGCAGUGCGUUCUAUGAGAAAGAAGCCAUGCUGAUGGAUCCUGUGGAUGGACCAAUUCUUGCAUCUCUACUGGUCGGCCCCUGUGCUCUGGAGUACACCAAAGUUAAGACCGCAGACCAUUUCUGGACGGAUCCGUCUGCCGAUGAGCUGGUGCAGCGGCAUCGUAUCCACAGUGGCCACUGUCGGCAGGACUCUCCCUCUAGAAGGCCUGCUCUGAUCCAGAAGAGGCAGUCCAGCGGCAGCAUGGAUGAUCGCCCUCUCAUGUGGGUGAGAGAUUAUGUUGAAUCACUCCACCAGAACUCCAGAGCCACGCUGCUGUUUGGAAAGAACAACGUCCUGGUGCAGCCGAGAGACGACAUGGAGGCCAUCCCGGGCUACCUUUCUCUGCAUCAGACUGCAGAUCUGAUGACUCUAAAAUGGACGCCCAAUCAGCUGAUGAACGGCAACGUCGGGGAGCUGGACUCUGAAAAAAGUGUUUACUGGGAUUAUGCGAUGACGAUUCGCUUGGAGGAGAUCGUGUAUCUUCACUGUCAUCAGCAAGUGAACAGCGGUGGGACAGUAGUUUUGGUGAGCCAGGAUGGGAUCCAAAGACCUCCUUUGCAUUUCCCCAAAGGAGGUCACCUGCUGCAGUUUCUCACCUGCCUGGAGACCGGCCUGCUGCCUCACGGACAGCUGGACCCUCCACUGUGGAAUCAGAGAGGAAAGGGAAAAGUGUUCCCCAAACUGCGAAAGCGGAGUCCACACGGCUCGUGCGAUUCCGUAUCAGAUAAGGAAGAUGAUGAAGCGACCGAUUAUGUGUUUCGGAUCCUCUUUCCUGGCAAUCAGAUGGAGUUCAUGGCCCUGGAGCUGAUGGAUCAGGGUGUCAACAUGUGGCAACCGACCCCCAGAAAGUCCUCCUGCUCCUCCUGCUCACAGAAUGGCUCGUCUGACGGCUCUCUGCCUAAUGGCUGCAAUCAGGAGAGGGCUCCGUUGAAGCUGCUUUGCGACACCAUGAAAUACCAGAUCAUCUCCCGUGCGUUCUAUGGAUGGCUUGCGUACUGCCGUCAUCUGUCCACAGUCCGUACACACCUCUCCGCAUUGGUCAACACCACUAUAGUUGACCCCGAUGCACCAGGCGAUGCCCGAGGAGGCCUCUCUGUUGAGGUCUGGGGUAGUUUCCUCAAGGACAGCUCUGCCUAUGAGGAAAAGGAGAUACACAGGCUUGUGUAUUUUGGUGGUGUAGCUCCGUCACUACGCAAAGAAGUCUGGCCCUUCCUGUUGGGACAUUACCAGUUCACCAUGACGGAGAAGUGCCGGCUGGAGAUCGACGAGCAGGUGCGGACCAUGUACGAGCAGACCAUGAAGGAGUGGCAGGGUUGCGAGGCCAUUGUCCGACAGAGGGAGAGAGAGAAACACGCUGAGGCCCUCGCCAGAUGUUCAUCCGGGGCCAGUGUGGAGAGAGGACCAGUGCAGCGGGACUCCACCAUCAGUACAGAUUCGUCUCUAAGUAGCAGCUCAGAUCAACAGAAUGCGACCUCACAGAGUGAUUCCAGCUGCAGCGCACAGGUGUUUGAGUCUGUUGAAGCAUCGGAUCAGCCUGAGUCAGAGUCCAGAGCUGAACAGGGAGAGACACAGCACAGCGAUCCGGUGAAGCCCAUCCCCAGUGAGACCACAGACAGUCAGCAACUUCCCACCUGCAACUCCUCCUCCUCCUCCCCAGAUCCAUCAAAUCAACGUCCAGGUACAGACAACAGCCCGCCUGUGACUGAAUCAGCUGUUGGAUCUACGACUGCUCUGCAGACAGCAGAAACAUCAGAAGUCUUGAGUGAGGAAACUACAGCAGCAUCACAGCCAGUAAAGGAUCAGCUCACAACAUGUGAGUCAGGAGGGGAGGAUGUGAAGGCUGCAGAAGACAAGCCUGAGCCGCAAAAGACGGAGACGGUUUCAGAAAGUGGGGAGACCGAAGAGCCUGGGAUCAGUACGUCAAAAGAGGAAUCUGAAGCUGAGCAAAAGGCUGAGGUAGAAGAAGAAGAUGCAUUAACGAAUGAGGUUUUAACAGCAGUAGACACAAACAUGAAUGUGAAAUCUGCUCCUGAGAAGACCAACGUUCUAACGCUAGAAACAGAGAUUCACAACGAGUAUUUCCAGGCUCCUCCGCUCGGCCAGACAUUGACUCUUCAGCCACACCAGAGCAAAGAUCUGGAAGUGGAGCCAUCUUGUCCACCAACAGCAGAAAAAGAUAGUAAUUCACCAAGUGAGAUUUCUAAACCUCCUGAAGCAGUGUCUGAAAAAAUCCCACCGAUCAAGGCCGGCACCGCGGAGCCAGAAACAAAGGACGUCGAGGCAACCGUUUGUGACUUUGCUGAAACCAAAAAAGCUGCAGAGAUUCCAUUUGAGAAACCUGGUUCGAAUUCUCCAGUCAGACAGGUACUGAACGCUCUUCAGUCAGCGUCAAGAGGGAGCCUUUCAUUAUCGUCUCGGCAGUCUCCCGACACAGCGGAUUCAGACGACUCUCCUUCUGCCUUGGAAAUGGAGGACAUUCCUGCAGGGAUAACGUGCGUGAACUCGGAGGAUAUUAAGGCCAGGCCUCUGGUAGGCCUCGCCGCACCUCCUGCCUGCCUGGCGCGAAGAGAGAAGAUGGCUUCUGAGGAGCUUGUCCUAGAACACCAUCUGGACACAGCUUGUAACACCAGUCCUGAGGGCACAGAUCUGGGCCUUUCUGAGGAGGAGCCUGAGAUGGAGAAUGUGCUCACUGAGCCGGAGUCUGCAGACGCCGGAGGAGACGCCAAAUAUGACGAAUCUUCAGGGGAGCAAACCUAUUCUCAAGAAACACUGGACAUGUACUUGAUCAACUUGCACCGCAUCGACAAAGACGUCAGACGCUGUGAUAGGACGUAUUGGUACUUCACUCCUGACAACCUGGAGAAACUACGCAACAUCAUGUGCAGUUACGUGUGGCAGCAUCUGGACACGGGUUACGUCCAGGGCAUGUGCGACCUGCUGGCCCCCCUGCUGGUUAUUCUGGACGAUGAGGUUAUGGCAUUUAGCUGCUUCACUGAGCUGAUGAAGAGGAUGAACCAGAAUUUUCCUCACGGGGGUGCCAUGGACUCUCACUUUGCCAAUAUGCGUUCUCUUAUUCAGAUUCUGGACUCUGAGCUGUUUGAACUGAUGCAGCAGAAUGGAGACUACACCCACUUCUACUUCUGCUAUCGCUGGUUUCUUCUCGACUUCAAAAGAGAAAUGGUGUACGAUGAUGUGUUCUCCGUGUGGGAAACCAUCUGGGCAGCCAAGCACACCUCCUCCGAGCACUUUGUGCUCUUCAUCGCCCUGGCGCUCGUGGAGAUGUAUCGAGACAUCAUCUUGGAAAAUAACAUGGACUUCACCGACAUCAUCAAGUUCUUCAACGAAAUGGCGGAGCGACACAAUGUCCCGCAGGUCCUGAUGAUGGCGCGAGACCUGGUCCACAAAGUGCAGACGCUCAUAGAAAACAAGUGACGCGGAACGACGCCACGGCCGAACUCCCACGACCCUCUGCUCGAAAUUGUUCUAAAGAUACUGACACAACCACACAAUAGUCACAUAUUCAAGAAGGGAAGCAAUCGAUGUUGAUGAAAAGCGGUGAUUGGCGACUGCUGAACACGUAACUGGUCAUUAAAGCUGCUCUUACUCUAAGAUAGUUGUGCAACAACUUCUCUCCAGUCGCUCCUCUCUAUAUUCAGGAGAUGCAAUUAUUGCCAGUAAAUUCAUGUAUUUUUCAAGUGUUAUUGUUCACCUAGUGAAUGUACCCUUGUUGAAACCGCUUCAGGAUGUUGUUUGUUUUGCCUUAAAUUUAGCUAUUUUUUCAGGGAUACAGCAACCAAAUUGAUAUUCUACAAUCUUCUUUAAGUUCCACAUCUUGUGAUACACUUGAAUAUAUUUUCAUGAUUAUUUAGCUGAAAUUGUAGCUGCCAUGGUUAAACAUUUUGUGACACACUUGAACAUAUUUUCAGUAUCUGGCGUCAUUAUUAGAUGAUUUGAUUUUUUGUAAACAUUAGAGGUACUGCCGACCAGUUCGGGGUCGGUUGGUGCUCGGUUGUGUCCAAGUAGCGUGUGUGUGUGUGUGAGUGUGUGUGUGUGUGUGUGUGUGUGGUCUCUGGCUUGCCUCUCAGUAGCCAUUUGGAGGACCACUCGUUGGCCUUUUUUUUAAACAUUUGAUGGCUCUCUUCACGUGUUUGAUGCACACAAGCUUGCAGGAUAUGCAAACCUGAAAUCCGUGCAGCCCAGCAUGAUUGCACAUAGUAUGCAUUUACAGUAUCACCGUUUCCUCCGACCGAGUUCUCAUACUGUGUGCUCCCUCUACGUCUGACCUCCUCUAUGCAUCAAUCCGACCAGCUUGAGUUCGACUCCUUGUGCUCGCUUUUGUUUCAGUGCAACUAACGCUUCUCUGGAAUUGUUUAAACGGUUAAACGCAGGCAUUCGGCGCAGUCUUAAACUGCACGAUGCUGCUCAGGCUGAACGCUUCAGCUGCUGGUUUUCAUAAAAGAUUCUGCUUCCACGCAGCAUCGUGAGAGCUCUUCAGAUGGGCAGUUUGGUGUGAAACGGAUGUGCAGCGAUGGCAGCGUGCUUCCUUCACACGUUGCACUUCCACCUUUUCACUUUCGCCUCAAGAUGAGUUGAACAGAUUUCUGUCUGCUGAUCUUGGCUGCCGUGUCUUAAACGCACCAUCAGUUGUUUGAGUACCAUUUCAGUGGCAUUCGUCGUCACUAUUACCUCAAGAUCCCUGCGUUCAUACCUGCUGGAAACCAGCUUUGAGCGCUCACCACCACAUCCACAGGCCCACUUUGGAUAUUUCUCAAUUCAUUUCUUUAAUUACAUUUUUCCCGCUCGGUUUUAUCUGGUGAGGCUUCACUUAUGGCAUAGUGAGCACAUGAACUCCCCGCUCGACGGUGCUGCUCAGACAGCUCUAACUUCAGCGACUAAAGAAGAUGAGAUCUUGCUUAAGAGUAAAAAUCAGACGAUCAACUUCGUGGUUAGUUGGUGGUAUGCAGCCAUGUAGAUGUUGGUUUUUUGAAGUGUAGGUUUUGACAUCAACGAACUUUCUGCUGCUAAUCCAAUCCAGUGAAGGAGGUUCAGCCUUAAAUCGAUGAAACAUGAUUUACAUUUAACUGCAGCAUGUCUUUCCAGGAGAAAAAUGUCCUGGAGGCUGGUUGACAAUGAUUCAAAUUAAAUCCUUUGGUUUCCCAUGAUUCUGAUCAGCAACAGUUGACAGAUGGAUAUAUCAAAAUCACAGCAGACAAACCAUUCUACAUCGCUAAAUACCAAUAACGGCGAAGUCAGAAAAUGUUUUAUCGGUGCCACUUACAGCUCCAAAACAGCCAAAACGCACCCAUGUUUGGUUCACUGUGGCUUGAAUUCCAGUGUUUGGCUAUCACUGCUAACGUGUCUCCAUAUGAUCUUCUAAAAACAUGCCUGAGUAUUGCUGUUUGUGUAUUGCUGUUUGUUGUCAGAAGAUUUACAGUAAACAAUGUGUUCAAAAAGAAACUGACUUAUUGUACAAAAAAAAAAAAAGAAAAAGAAUCUAAGCUAGUACAUAUUUAUUAAAUGCAAUACGAUGUCUGUAUAUGGGCUUAGUCUGAUUAUAAUGAAAAGAAAGUGAAAAGUAUGCCACUGGAAAUAAAUAUAUUUUUAUUUUUGUUCUGUCUUCUAAAAUGGUCACUGAGUAUAAUUAAUUUAUUGUGUAUUAAAAAUCUUAUAUUUUGCA
Messenger RNA from Stegastes partitus (bicolor damselfish), 6169 nucleotides. It is a transcript of the gene sgsm1b, whose product is annotated as small G protein signaling modulator 1b. Gene Ontology annotation, biological process: activation of GTPase activity. Gene Ontology annotation, molecular function: GTPase activator activity. Bases 1 to 3924 code for a protein of 1307 amino acids. Lineage: Eukaryota; Metazoa; Chordata; Actinopteri; Pomacentridae. The transcript is spliced from 24 exons. The record is from RefSeq and is a predicted model, not a curated record.